UAGAGUUUCCCCUCCAUACCUCCUGUGUUAUUAAUAAAUACAAAGUGAUCCUGUGUUUUCCUGGAGACAUACGGAGAGCAAAGAACUACUUAGCACUAAAGAACAAACUCCACUCAAAGGUUUUGAAACACUGGGGCUGGCAUCUCCAAAACAUUUGUCAUGAGCAGAAAACAGCAAGUGGAGGAUGGCAGCAACACAACAUCCACUGAGGAAUUACACAAUGAGGAUAUUUCAAAACAUGAUGUACACAUUGACUCUGAAACAGCCCUGUGUGAAACUACACUGCUCAACACACUAAAGAUGAACCAGAUGGGCAUGAAAGCUCUGGGGGAACUUUUUGAGUACUGGAUUCAGCAAGUGUUGGGUCUGGAGAGGCAGAGGGACGAGCUGAUCCAGGAGCUUCUCGCUCUGAACGAACCUAUGCUGCAGGUUGUGGAGCACCUCAGAGAAAAGCUGAUGGCGGCAAGGAGGCUCCUCACUCUGGCUCAGCUGGAUUAUGUCUCCAUGCACAAGGAAGUGGAGCAGGUGAAGAGGAAACUGUUCAUCGCAGCCAGAGACUGUAUCCAGAGUCAGGUGACGCUGGCUGGACAGGAGUACGAAGUGGCUCAGUCUGGUCUGACACAGGAGGAACUGAAGGCCAGUCUCCAUGAUCUGUCCCAUGAGUUGCACCAGCUGCAGGAUGACCACCAGAACCAGCUCACCUCCCUCAGAGAUCAAGCCUCUAGACCGCGCCGGUCAAGGACCAUGAGUGAUGUCAGUCAGUGUCGGCAGGCUUCCAUCAGGCUGCAGCGGAGGCUCAGCGGCAGCGUAACGGCACUGGAGGGCUGGUACGAGCCACGCAUGGUAGCCCUGCUGAGGAGAAGGCAGGCUGGGGAGGAAGCUCUGAGAAACUGCAAGGAGCAGGCGAUGGACCUGAGAGCCAGCCUGGCUCCUCUGAGAGAAGACAUUCGGAGGCUGGAGGUGCAGAGAUCCUGUCUGCUGAAACGGAUCAAUCUUAUGGAGAUAGAGAGGGAGGAGAGGACAGCACAUCACAAGGAAAUAGUGGAAGAACUACAAGAGACACUCAGAGAACUAAAAUUGGAGUUUGAGAUUCAAAAAACCUUCAGGACUGAUUUGGAGCAGCUCACAGAGGGCCUGAAAACAGAGCUCACAUUUUUAAGAGGAAACGAUGAACUGCAUAACAUUUCUGAAGAGGAAGAACAGUUAUCCAUUUCCAGAGGCUGAAAGCAGAUCAAACCCCAGAGCAGCUUAAAAGUUUACAUCAUGGUCUUGCAGACCAUGUUACUUUAAGGAUGCAUUUGAACCUUCCUGUGGACUGAUCUACAAGAAACAAUUUCAGUGGCUUUUAAAAGCAAAAACUGCUUCCACAACUUUGAACUUAAGCUGUUGCAGAUUUUCUCCAAUAUAAGCAGUCAGAAUUUUACCAGAUUAUGCUUCUCAGAAUUAGACAAGUUGUAGUUUGAAGUUUGUAUUUUUAACUUCAACACCAUGAAAAUUUAUUAAAAAACGAACACUAGUUUUUAUUAAAUUUUCUUUUGCAGCAGAAAAGAAAAUUUUGUGCUGCAAAAAUGCUGCAGUUUCUGCAUUAUGCUGACAGAAACUG
This is a messenger RNA of Xiphophorus maculatus (southern platyfish), 1603 nucleotides long. Its product is annotated as syncoilin-like. Lineage: Eukaryota; Metazoa; Chordata; Actinopteri; Cyprinodontiformes; Poeciliidae. Bases 160 to 1224 code for a protein of 354 amino acids. The transcript is spliced from 5 exons. Gene Ontology annotation, cellular component: intermediate filament. The record is from RefSeq and is a predicted model, not a curated record.